CUCAACCGCAACGAUUUACAAGAUGGCUAUAAGCUUCCCGUCGCGAAGCGUAUGCGAGGCAGACUUUUUUUUCAGUCCUAAGCCAAAUGCUCUUCCAUCAGAACUGUCUUUACUCUGCGCGGCUAGUGUUCACAUCCUUCUUUUCCAGCAUUUGUCCCUUCCCCUGUGUAUAUCGUCCUAGACCGCCGUCCCGCCGCUUAGUAUGCUACUACUUAGGUGCGCCACCGCCCAGGUGUGCUAUAUCAACAGCAUGGAGUCCAUAGAAGCCUGGCAGGAGGACGUGAAGAAGAAGAAAGAUGACCUAUCCCUUGUGUUCCAAAGGCUCGGACGGAAACAGCGCCGUUCAGAUCAGUCUGCAACGACCCUGAUCACCAUCCAGGAGGCCCUCGAUGUCCAAGAUUUCGAUGUUUUUGAAGCCUCUGUCGACCGCCUUUGUUCUCACUAUGAGAAUAACGGAGCAACAAAGCUGUUCAAUCGAUACCUUUAUCCACACUUCGGCCACAUCAAGUCCUUUUCACAAGCGAUCGGUCAAAUGACCCAGGAUCAGGAUGCGACAUCACUUUGCUGGGGCUCCAUCCUUACUGUCAUCCAGUGCGCUUGCCAGACCACGGAAAACGCGGAAGAGAUCCUUGGACAGCUCACCAACCUACAACAGCUCCUGCCCGAUUGCCAAAAGGACAUAGAUCUCUACCCAGGGAGCUCAAGGCUCAAGUUCAUACUCGGUGAUAUCUACGAGAACUACCUGGAGUAUUGCAUCGUCAUCUUACGCAGCAUGACACGCAACGCUUUCGCUCAAACAAUUCGCAACUUGUUCUCGUCAUCCCUUCGCUGUGACCUCAAAAAACUAAAUGGGAAAGCCAAGAGCAAUAGCGAUGCAUGGGACAACGCCGUAAACCGAGAAGAGCGCGUUAGGGCCGACCAGAUGCGCAAACAGCUAACGCACACCCAGAGCCAUAGUUCAACUGCGCCCGGCCCAACCUUCCCACUGCAUACCGUCUACAUCCAGGAAAAGAAUGACUUCUUUGGCCGUGAGGCGGAGCUUGACACGUUGUAUAAGAUGCUCGUGGAGAAUCAUACCGAGUCAAAGCCAAUCUCGUGAGCUAUCCAAGGCAUAGGAGGCAUAGGCAAGACAGAGAUGGCUGUUAUGUUUACUUACAAAUACAGGAAAUACUUCGACGCUGUCUUCUGGGUGAGCGCCUACCCGCCGAAGGAGACGGAGGUUCUAAGGACGUUUGGUGCGAUCGGCAGGAAACUAGGGCUCUUCAAAACGGAGGAAGUCGACCAGGCUCAGGUCGAGAUCAUACUCCAUUGGCUUCAAACGGCAGAUCAUCGCUGGCUCCUAGUCUUUGACAAUGCCGUGGACUAGGAAAAGGUCUCUAGGUUUUGGCCUGUCACGUCUCGGCA
Messenger RNA from Trematosphaeria pertusa, 1404 nucleotides. RefSeq lists its product as uncharacterized. The coding region runs from base 203 to 1099 and encodes 298 amino acids. The transcript has 5 exons. The record is from RefSeq and is a predicted model, not a curated record. NCBI's taxonomy places the organism in Eukaryota, Fungi, Ascomycota, Dothideomycetes, Pleosporales, Trematosphaeriaceae.